Erigeron canadensis is the source of this 1698-nucleotide messenger RNA. Its product is annotated as flavin-containing monooxygenase FMO GS-OX-like 9. The transcript is spliced from 7 exons. Bases 26 to 1411 code for a protein of 461 amino acids. Gene Ontology annotation, molecular function: NADP binding; flavin adenine dinucleotide binding; N,N-dimethylaniline monooxygenase activity. NCBI's taxonomy places the organism in Eukaryota, Viridiplantae, Streptophyta, Magnoliopsida, Asterales, Asteraceae. The record is from RefSeq and is a predicted model, not a curated record.
UUAAUACACACACACACACACACACAUGGUUUCAGCAAGGAAUCCUCCGAGGUACGUGUGUGUUAUUGGUGCUGGCCCAUCUGGGUUGGUAGCCGCCAGAGAGCUUAAGAAAGAGGGUCACAAUGUGGUGGUGUUGGAACAGAAUCAUGAUGUUGGAGGCCAAUGGCUCUAUGACCCGAAAGUUGAAGGUGAACAUCCUUUAGGAAAAGGUGCUACUAGCUCGGGAUUAAACGUUCAUAGUAGUAUCUAUGAGUCUUUAAGGCUGACAUCGCCUAGAGAGAUAAUGGGGUUCACUGAUUUCCCUUUCUUGAUUAAGAAAGGCAGAGAUACAAGGAGAUUUCCGGGUCAUAAAGAGCUUCUAUUGUACCUAAAAGAUUUUUGUGAGUGGUUUUGUCUAAGAGAAAUGAUUAGGUUCAAUACCAAAGUAGUUUAUGUUGGGAUGUUGGAUUAUGAUGGAAUUGGAAAAGAUUUUAAAUGGAUUGUUAAGAGCAAAGUUAAAGAUUCUGAUAAGGUGAUCUCAGAGAUGUUUGAUGCCGUGGUUGUAGCUACCGGACAUUAUUCUCAUCCUAGAUUGCCUUCUAUCAAAGGAAUGGAUGCAUGGAAAAGAAAGCAAAUGCAUAGCCACCUUUACAGAGUCCCCGAGCCAUUUCGCAACCAGGUGGUAGUGGUGGUGGGGAAUUCACUGAGUGGGCAAGAUAUAUCUAUGGAACUUGUGAAUGUAGCAAAGGAGAUCCAUCUUAGUGCCAAAUCACUUAAUGUUUCAGAAGGUCUAUCAAAAGUGAUCUCCAAACAUGAUAAUCUACAUCUUCAUCCGAGUAUAGAAUGUCUACACGAAGAUGGACGAGUUGUAUUUGUUGACGGAUCAUGGCUCAGUGCAAACACAAUCAUAUAUUGCACAGGGUAUUCAUAUUCAUUCCCAUUUCUUGACACUAAAGGAGCAGUAGCUGUUGAUGAUGACAGAGUGGGACCAUUAUUUGAACAUACUUUUCCUCCAAACCUUGCCCCAUCUCUCUCCUUUAUAGGUAUUCCUAGAAAGAUUAUAGGGUUCCCUUUCUUUGAAUCACAAGCAAAAUGGAUAGCCCAGUUGCUGUCUGGCAAGAGAAGUUUGCCAUCAAAAGAAGAUAUGCUGAAAUCUAUCCAAGAGUUUUAUCAGUCUAGGGAAGCUGCUGGCAUUCCUAAGCACUAUACUCAUGAUAUAGCCGAAUUCGAGUAUUGUGAUAAGUAUGGAGAUUAUGUUGGAUUCCCUCACCUAGAAGACUGGAGGAAAGAUCUUUGUAUUUCGGCUCUGGUCAAUUCCGAUGUGAACUUGGAGACUUACCGAGAUUCCUAUGAUGAUGAAGAACUGCUUCGAGUGGCUCAUCAAAGCCCUCAUUUUACUCAACUUGAAGCCAAAGAUUGUUCUUCCCUGUGAACUUUUGGCUUGGUAUUAUUAUAAAACCAUAUAAUGUUAUAAUAUGAUUAGCAUCCCAGCAGGGCUUUUGUUGCUUUUGAAAGCAAAGAUCAACAUAAUGCUUGUGCUUUCAAAAGCAAGAUAGUACUACAAAAACAAUUGAGUCUUAAAUAUUCAUGCUUUUUUUAGAAGACAACAAUGGCAGAGUUGGAACUCUAAAGUGUAUGAUGUUGGGUUUUCAAUGAUGUUGGUCUCAUUUAGAUACUUAUAAUAUUGUCAGGUUUGUAUCUUGACUAUCUUUGUCUAAA